Molecule: messenger RNA, 411 nt
Organism: Symbiodinium sp. CCMP2592
Lineage: Eukaryota; Dinophyceae; Suessiales; Symbiodiniaceae
Source: the annotation of a GenBank genome assembly
AUGCAGGGCGAUGAUGAAAUUGUCGUCCAGGCCUAUGCCAAGCUGCUUCACGCCAAGGUUCCAGGCAAAGUCGCGAGGUCCUUGGUCGUGAUGGAUGUCGACAAGGAAGUGGGCUUCCUGAACUUUUUGGAGUACCUCAUGUACAAGAUCGAGAAUGAUAUGGACAUCGACCCCGAGCGCUGGCCGGAGGCGACGAAGCACAUGAAGAUGAAGGAGCACGGGUACAUCCGCUUGUUGCUCAACGAUGCUUCAUUGAUCGCUCUCCAAGCAAACCCAGGCCCCUUGAGCGGAAUGACGAAGCCUCAACUACUUUCGGAAGCAGUGCGGGUGGGGCUUAAGGUACACCAGUCCUGGAGCGACCAGGAGUUGCGGGCGAGGAUCAUGGAGCACGUGGACGCUACAUUUUUUUGA